Cuscuta campestris is the source of this 1504-nucleotide messenger RNA. The record is from the annotation of a GenBank genome assembly. Lineage: Eukaryota; Viridiplantae; Streptophyta; Magnoliopsida; Solanales; Convolvulaceae.
ACAAACAACUUGCCAAUAAUUACCUCGAAUUAGAAGAACCACUCUUGGAGAGUAUGAACUACAAAAGAGGUGACGGUAAGAGGGGAUUCAGAGCGGAGGGCUUGUCUUUGUUGAGCAAUGCAUCAGAGUGAAUGGCGAUGGACGAAGAAGGCAAAAGGUUGGAGUGGGGUUUUAUAUAUGGUCUACACACUUGUGUACAAACCAAUGUACCCAUAGUAUGUAUCGUGCUAGGGAUACACUGCAGUGUACCCCUAGCACGUUUCAUUUAGUGAAAUGUUAUGCCUCAUUCAAUACAAUACUUGGAUUAGGUUUUAAAGAACCCAUUCAAGAGAAGCACCAAAAGCAACUAAGCAUCAUAGUGAGUGUACUCCUGAGUAUUGUUUUAGUGUGGUUGGUUUCUCAGGAACUCUGUGAAGACAUUAGUCCUCUGGAGAGAUUAAGGCUAUCUCAUCAAGCCCUGGAAGGGAUCUUACAGACAUUCAACGUAUACAUCAACCUCUUGAUAAACGCCCUCCCCGGUUCAAUGGAAACCGAAUCCGUAGAGGGAUCCGGACACCGGAUCGUCCGAAUCGCGGAGACCGAGGCCCAGCAGACGGCGUUGCUAGCCAACGCGGUCUUAUUAGCCGACGAACUGAUCCCACGCGCCGCCGCGAAACUCUCGCCUUCGAAUCACCAGGUCAGUAGAAUGGAUGACGCCGCCGCUAAGAGAUCGUCCUCGGACAGGCGGAUUCCGGAGCAGAGGGAGCUGAAGCGGCGGCUCCAGCGGCUGGUGGAUCAAUUGCGUGACAGCUUCUGCAGACAGCACGCGCUUGAGCUUAUUUUCACGGAAGAUGGCGCCGUUCGACUGAAUGCCGAUAUGUAUCUCAGUUUGAACCAAGGCGGAGAAGAGCCAGAAUGGUUCCCAUCUCCAAUAUAUCAGGAACUGUUUGACAAGUUGACAAGAAUUGCAAACAUUGCAUCGGAAAUGUUUGUGGGGAGAGAGAGGUUUGCAACAAUGCUAUUGGUGAGACUCACUGAGACAGUCAUCCUAUGGCUUUCCGAAGACCAGACCUUUUGGGAAGAAAUUAAGGAUGGCCCACGUCCUUUAGGUCCUUUGGGACUUCAACAGUUUUAUUUGGACAUGGAGUUUGUGAUACUGUUUGCAUCCCAAGGGAGGUACUUGUCUAGAAACCUACACCAAGUCAUCAAAAACAUUAUAGCCAAAGCUAUUGAAGCUGUGGCUGCCACUAACAUUGACCCUUAUAGCGUGCUUCCCGAGGAUGAGUGGUUUGCGGAUGUUGCUCAAAUAGCAAUCAAGAUGCUAAUGGGAAAAGCCAAUUUUGAGAACGUCGAAAGAGAACUACCUGCCGCAAUAGGUAGCCCCACAGUUGCAUCGGCCAGAUCGGCAACAUCUCCCAUUUCUCAUGGAAGCCAAUAACAAAAAAAGAUGAACUUCAUCUUAGGUAUUCCUAGACCGUCGAGGAGAGUGAUUUAAAAAGAGGUAAAUUAAAUUUUGAUCUUAGAU